Stegostoma tigrinum is the source of this 15759-nucleotide messenger RNA. Its product is annotated as homeobox protein Hox-A3. The transcript is spliced from 5 exons. Gene Ontology annotation, molecular function: RNA polymerase II cis-regulatory region sequence-specific DNA binding; DNA-binding transcription factor activity, RNA polymerase II-specific. Bases 13648 to 14883 code for a protein of 411 amino acids. The record is from RefSeq and is a predicted model, not a curated record. NCBI's taxonomy places the organism in Eukaryota, Metazoa, Chordata, Chondrichthyes, Orectolobiformes, Stegostomatidae. Gene Ontology annotation, cellular component: nucleus. Gene Ontology annotation, biological process: regulation of transcription by RNA polymerase II.
AACUGCAUUUUAAAUAUAAGGUGCAAUCAUUGUUUGUCUUCUUACAUUUAAUAAUGACUCAUAAACUAUAAACUGCAGGAUUAAAUAUCCAAUAUAUACUUCGACUUCAUUUUGUUAAUCUUAGGGGAAGGACGUUGAAUAAUUAAGCAAGAGUUACUGCACAGAACAUAAAAUUGUAACUCGUGACUACAAACACCAUGAAGGAUGAUAAUUCUAUUAUGACCUAUGUUAUUGAUUGCUAAAAGGCAACAGAAGCAUCAGACUGACUAGGGAAAAGGAACAGCAUAUUGGCGGUUUUAUCUUGAAGAAACAAUGGAUUUCUUCAGAAAUAUCUUACUGAUUUUGAUUCAUCUGUAUGUCCCAGCAACAUUUAAUGUGCACAGCAGAAAGUUCGUUAAUUGCUAGCUUUUUCCUCUUAGAAAUGUGCUGCUUUGUUAGUGAAAACAAUAUAAUAGAACAGAACGCACCACUCUCGCGGCAGGGAAAAUAUACAUAUUGCCUGUAUUUCCUCCUAUGACUUGUCUAAAACUGAAGUGCGCUGUAAUAACCCAAGAUAUUUUCGCAAAAACAUUUUGUCAAAACUAUCAAUAAGGACUAUACGAACUCAGUUUCUACAUCUCCUUUCGAAGGAAAAAUACAUUUUGCUGCCCAGAAUUGUUGCGCUUUUACAAUGACAGAAAAACUGCUCAUAAUAUCAGGCGUAGACGGUUUGAAUAUAUUUUGCAUCGUGGUUUAAGAGGACUGCAAAAGUAUAUGAAAAGACAAAGAAUUGCACGAUGAGAAACUUCACCCCCAUUAGGCAGUCGUGCUUGCUUAUCUGUAAAAGGAAUUUUAAACAGAUUGAAAAUACCAGAUUUUGCUCAGAAUCAUUAAUCACCUCAUUCAAUAAAUACUUCUUUGUAUACUUCAACAGCAAGUCUGAAGGGCGUUCUUUUGGAAAAGUGUGUGGACACGUUGGAUUCUCCUGAAUAAAUUGUGGCCAUCUCGACGAGGACCAUUUUUUUCCCAGUUGGAACAGUCCUCGAGUCUCUUGCUAGACAAAUGUUAUUAAAAUUAUAUGUACGUUAUCAUAAGUAAAGGACAACCAUUUCCGUCAAACCUGUUUUGGAAAGGGCAAGUUUAUUAAAACUUAUCCUUUAUAUGGCCAAAGUUUAGCUGCUUUCAGCAAAUGAAAACUCUUUUGCAUCUUUACUUCCUUUCUCUUUGAUGUUUGUAGUUUAUUGUAAAUCGAACGGUCUUUUGUAAUAAAAAGUUGCAUUGUUUGUCAACGGCAGGGCAACGAGAGUGAGUUCACAGAGAGGACAGAUUUUCUGACCGAUUAGCCGCUUUUAGCGGUGCAGACUGACCCCUCAAACCCUUGACCUUUAAAAAAAGAUGGACAGCGCUCUUUCCACCAUUUCCUACGCCCGCAGAUAGUGGUUAAAAUGUAUCUUGUUUUUUUUAAAAAAGUACAAAGAUAUCCAAAUGACAUAUCCUGGAAACUCAUAUUUAAGUUCAUGGCGAUAAUGAGAGAAAUUUUUUUAUACAGUGUCUGUGUACCUAUAACUAAUUUAUAUAGUGCAUUUUAUUCUGUGGCAAUUGCCUGUGUAAAAGAGUAUUUGCUGAUAACUUAUAUGUAACCUGCAAAAUUCUGUUUAAAAACAAUUCUUAUGUUUACUAAGAAACAAUGCUUGUUUUUGGUCGUUUAGUUAAUAAUGUUUUGUAGUUCAUUGUUGGCAUGAUUUAAAAGAAUGGUUCAAAUUCUUCCCUUGUUACAGUGAGAUAAUGCAUCCAUUAAGAAGGGUCUAUUGUUAUGAUUAUUGAACAGAGGAGUAACGAGUUUGUUUGGUAUCAAGUAUGAGAUUGCUUUCGAGGAACCAUAUGUGUUUGUGUGUAGCUCUCUGUGGCCGGCAUUUUGGAAAUUAAUAUGUAAUUGCUUUAAUAAACAAAAAUGCAACAUUUCUUUUUUGUUGACUGGACCUAGGCACACGCAUAUAAAAUGUAUGAUUUCAGCAAAGUCAAACUUGAUAGUUUGGGUUUAAAGCACAUCUAAAAUAAUAAGCGAGAUUGACACUAAACGUAGCAUUCAAUGGUCUGUUUUUAAUCAACUGUAGAACAUGAUGUUCGUUGCAUAUGCAGUAUGUUAAUCAUAGGGUCUCAAAUACCAGACACAAUGCAAAAACUAAUACACAUUUGAUUGGUAUAAUAAAGUAUCGACUAUGGCUAGUAAGAGUCGGUUUAGUGUCAUAUUUAGAAGCCUCUAGGGGAUGUAAAGGGACACAUGAAAGAGUUGGUCUUACAUGUGACUUAUAUAUGCAGAGUACUGUAACAGCGAGUUCAAUAUCAAAAUGACAGGCAGACAAUAAAGACAGUUUGAAGAAGUGCCCAAGAAUAUUGGACUGAAGCAGCUCGAGCUAUAGGCUACACAAUGGCAGACCUGUCAAACAUGGGAUCAGCACAGGCCAGUCAUUUUUGUAUUAUCACUUACCAGCAAACUUCCAAAGACUAAAAGAAAGCCAAAGCAAAAGGAUACAACUAAGAAGUAAAGCAAAGAGAAAAAAAACUCCACUCUCCAAGAUAAAGGGUCACGCGUCUCCUCUGUGUCUAUUUUUGUCUCUGUCCAGAAUCAAGACGCGUUCCUGGAUAGUCUAAUUGGGCAUUGAGGUGAUCUAAGAAUCCCAAUUUAAAAGGUAAAACAUAUUGUUUUGAUUGCUGUGCUGAAAUUGAAUGUUUGAUUUCAGGUGGAGGCGUUUUAUUUUAGUGUAACAGGUGGUUUGGCGCUGCAGUUCAUUGGAAUUGGUGUCUACCAUAUGAAAACGUAAUUUGUUUUUUUCAACUUUGUUAUAAGAUGAGAGGUUCUGUGCACUCGGCAGAGCUGAAUCCUUCUACGUUGAAAUGUCUCACCCAGCUGCAAAAGGUAGUCAUGGAGUCAUUGAAGAGUAGCAGGUCGGUGGUUAUUUAAAGAAACAAAAGGCGAGGGGAAUUCCUUUGUUUGGGGUUCACCACAACCUCAAAGAAAUCACUUCAGCUAGAAACAUAAAGAUGAUUUAGUUAAAACAGUGUUAUAUUAUCGUAUGUAAAGGAAAGACAACUUUCCCUGUGAUAUUAUGAAAUAAUAUAUCUUUCAUUUUGAACUCUGCAGGGAUAUGAAACCUAAAAUCAACUGGGGAGAGAAUCAUUAAACAUUUACUGUAAUUGUAUAGGGUAUGUUAGUUUGUUGUCAUACAGACUGCCUAAAUAAAAGCGCUUGUAACCACAUUUGAAGGCUGGUAUGUUUUCUACAAGCAACCAUUCAAUUUUCAAUGACACCUCAAUGCACUCUUUCUUAAAGUCUGUACUUAUAAUGCUAGUAUCCAACUCUAUCCCAUUUACGUUCACAUAUGAACUUAACGCCAGAAUGUACAGCUGUAAACAACAAAAUAUGUUGAAAAGGUUUGAACCCUCUCGGUUAGAGGUGAAAGUAAAAUAUGUCAGAUUUCUUUGUUUUAUUAUUAGGAGACUGGCAAGAAAAAUGCAACUAAGAACAAUUCUCCCUGUUCCGUUUGUUCCACCUUUGUGUUUGGUGUACAUAUCUGAACGCAAAGACUUUCCGAUGUGAUUUGCAAUUUUAACGAAAAACGAAAAACAAUUGUUCAGAAAUAAACAAUUCUUUUGUUAUGAUUUACACAUCUGAAAUCCAGUUCAAAUACACGUUCUGUACAAGUACGAGAAAACACGCCGAAAUGAAAAGCACAUCUUAAGCCUUUUAUAAAGUAAAUACGUUCUCAAGUAAGAAUAGACAAAGGUGGGAAUGUCGAGUAAAACGUCAAAAUAAUUUUAAUUUUCCAAUACCCCAUAACAGAAUAUCGAACAAUAUUUCGGUUAAAGGUAACAUUUUGUCGGCUUUAAGUAGUGUUGGCAGUCUUUGUCAAAUCCCAGAUUAGUAACAAUUUUCAAUCCUUCUGCUUAAUUUAAAGGGGUGUUUGAUAACUAGAGAUGUUUUAUUGCGGGGUGCAAUAAAUUACCCAACCUUAAUGCUUUGUUGUGAUGGGUUUGUCAAUUGCACCCGCAUACAAAAAUGAGUUGCUUACAAGGCCACUCUUAAAAUGGAAAUAACGGGACUUCAUUGAUGCGAGACUGGUUUGCUUUUCAGAUAGUUUUUGAAUGAAGUUUACACAAUAUAGAUUAAAAUAAAACAAUUGUUUUACUGCGAUCAAUCUUCUGUUGGAAUGUUUUCUCAUGCUCCAGCACGAUCAGCGUCGGCCUAAAUCUCGCAUCAGGUCCUGCUUCUUUUUUUAUUUCCCAGUUUCAGGGUCGAAUGUUUUCAGCUAGACAGUGUAUUUAUAUUAAGGAAUAAAUAAAUAAUAUCUAGCCGUGUUUAAACAGUGGGGAAAAUGUUAUUUGUUUAUCCAUAGUUUUAAGUGUAUAACGUACACUUAUCGAAAUGAUUCUUAAAGAAAAUGAAGAGUAAAAUGAAUCGUGUGGCAGUGGUUCGUGCAUAACGUGCAAAUCCCAUUUGCCCUGCCAUGCUGCUCGGCUUCAACCUUACCUUCAUAAUGUAAUGGGACUUAGUUCUCCUCAAGACUAGAGCAGCUGUUUCCUAAAUCAACUCCGCAUAAUGUACUGCCAGUUUGCAAGCAUACUAACCUAACAAUGAACCACAGAAACUUUAUUGUAUGUACGUAAUAACCAGAUUUGAUCCAGAUUCUGCUAACAAUUAUUUUAAGUCACGUGAACGGAUUCCAUAAGGGUUUUCUUCCCCCUCGAUUCGGCCCAGCUUGUUUGCGGGGCUCCUUUCCUCUCUCUCGCUUUAAUGCAUAGAUCUCACCAAAACCCGGCACCCCAGACGUCUGCAGAAACGUAUAAGCCAAACAGUUUGUACUUGCAGGGCGCCGAAUCAGUACGACGGAGUGAAAUUUCCUUCUGAUGAUCUAAUUUGAAAAGGUUUUGCAGAAAGAGAAGCCGUCCAGAGUAAACAGAGUGCAAUAAAGUCAAAACAGACGGACAGCCUGGAAAAUGUAAACUCUUCAAUAUGCGUUGAAACUUCCCUCUUGCAAAGCACAUUACAGCCGACUUUAUCUAUCCUUUGACGAUGGUUUGGAUUUUUCUGAAUUCUCAGGUAAGCUGGAAUGUUUCUUUGCAUCUCUGUCUAUUUUGCAAACAGGAUAAAUUCCGGCCCAGUUCGUAAUUAAUGGCUUGAUUCAAGAGAAGUUGUUGCUUAGCGCCAAGUCUGAUAGCCCUUUCUUUUCGGAUUCUCCUCUUCUUCUAAUACACAUUUCCAUUGUAGUUGAGCGCUGGAACAUUUCAAGGUUGAACUUUGCACAUUUAAAAUUUGUAUUGGUAUAUCAGUCACUAUAACAAGAAUACUGAUCAACUUUGGAUAUUUUAGCCUCAAGCCUCUUUGAGCUGUGAGAGCGAUUUAUUGCUUUGAUAUGUUCCACUUGCUCAAUAACAGUGACCUAAAGAUUUCUUCCAACUUUAGUCUCUGAAUAAUCGAUUUCGUCUCUGUUCCAAUUUCAGGACGUUUCCUGGAUUUUUCAAAGAAACACGGUUUAAGUUUCAAUCAAUCAAUCUAUCUCUCUAUCUAUCUAUGUAUCUAUCUAUCUAUUUGUCUAUCUAUGUAUAGACAUGCAUAUGCUCAUACGUAUGUCCAUAUAUUUACGUGUGUAUAUGUUUACAUUAAAUUAUUUCAGUAUCAAAAUGACGAACUUCAUAGCGUUCAUCAAUUAUUCAUUAAUGUUUUACGCUGUGUUGAGAGUUUAACUAUGGCCUUUUGUUCGGAGGGAAAAUGAAGAGUCUAUAACCUUUCUGAAAUUUGCUGAUGUUGGGAAACCAAAAAUUCGCCUCACUUUUGUGCCCUGACACUUUGAAGUUGCUGUAAUGAUUAUAGUUUAACUCAGUUUAUUAUUAGCUAUACUAAGCUGUCCAACUCAAACUUUGAACGCACAUAAGUUUCCCACAACUGUAGAAAGGGACGUUUAAAAGAAUCUCAAUCAUUUGUGAUACCAAGCAAUGCUUGCUACUAAGGAAAGUGCAUAAAGGAAACGGGCCUAUGCUGGGUGCAGCAGAUUGUAGUGAAAGUUUAUUGAACGACCUUCAGAAAUGUUCAAAGACUACAAUAAAUAGAAGGAAGCAAAGGUGGAAGGGGCAAAAUAAAAUAUAAGCAACAGAAAGAAGGGUCCCUGUUCAAGACAGGUUGUCCAUGAAGAAGACAUGUUUUAAAAUUCAAAUUGAAGACUUUAGACUAGGGACUUGUUAAUCAUGAAUCUCUCAGAUGAAAUAUAGUUUGAAUAACUUCAGACAUACAGAAGUUGUGGAUGAAUUGAUAUCAAACUCUCUGCACUUUCUGUUUGACACUAAACUUUCAAUAUGUGUUGCACUAAACUAGAGCACAUCUCAUGGACAAACAACCAAGAGAUAAAUUCUAUUCCACAGAUACACAAUGAUUUUUUUUCAUUAAUGGUUCCUCAUAACAAUCAAUAUCUAUUACAUUGGAGUCUAUUUUGCUCUCUUCCUCCACAACAAGUUCCACGCAUCACUCAAUUGGCAGAAAGCAUGUAAGCAAAGAUUUUGCAUGAAGGUCCCUACAGACACGAUUUACGAUUCCACUGGUAAAGAAAUCAGAAUGGUUAGGUCGCUGUCAAGUACUCUCCUCAUCCUGUGCUACAUUCAGUAAAAUCAACUAUGCUUUCUGGGACACUGCUUUGUCUUUGUCAGGUAAUUAUAAACCUUUUCUAGUUUGAAUAACUAGCAUGGUGUAACGUGUGGGUGUUGAGCAAGUCCAGUACAAUAGCACGCUCUGAAAAGGGAGAUUCGUACGGAAGCUUAACCAUUGUGGGGCUUCCCUGCUUACUUGGCUGUUUUGAUCGAAAAUGUGAAGUUGUCCCUUCUUCACAGGUCGAUUUAAACACCCGUUGCGGGUUUUAAUGCGUCACAAACAGCUAUUCAUCUGUUCCAAGUAGUUGAGCCUACAGUCUCGGAUUGGGGUCUUUUACACUAUGAGAUACAGACGACACAACUUACCGUAUCGUGGAUUUCCUGCACAGAAUUAUCGCGGAACAACCUUCUGCAACAUCAACAAAACUCUACUUAAGAAACUUCCUAGGUUUUGUUGGGUAAAAAGUUAGGUUUUCCUUGAAAAAGGUGCUCCUUUAAUUAUCUCCCAAAUUCAAAUAAAAGGAUUUAAGUUGACGUAUGACCACGUGAGCACAUAAUACAGCGCAUUAUUGUGGCAUUUGGAUCGGAGACCUAUGCUGGCUUCGGCUGUGAUUACGCUUUUCCACUUUCUGUUAAGAGCCAGCUAUUUUCUUCUAAAGAGAUUGCACUCUGGGCACUGGAUUUCACAUGAAGGAAUAUAUGCGAGCAGGACAAGAUGCUGCAUUUAGCGGAAUGGAUUUUAUUUUGAGGUAUUCCAAAUGCUUCCGUUGAUUGUUCAUUAAUAUGGUGAGUUAUUGCUGCUCAAGGCAAAGGUCAGUGAAAAGGCUUACGGGUGUCAGAAUGUACCAGAACACGUUAGAUUCCCCCUUUUCUCUUUGCUUCGGCACAUAAUCCAUUUCCAAAAAUAUUUUCCCUCCAGAUGGGAAAUAAAAAAGAAGUUAAUUCGUGGGAUAUUGCUCGGAUCACAUGCAUGUGUUGUUCCUUGAAACACGAACAAUCGAAUAUUGAAAUCCUGUCAAUGGCCGCUCUCUGCUCGAAUAUGUACAAACAAAACAUCUUGUGUUUAUAACAUUGAAUGAGACACCAAUAUAUCUGGCUUUAAUAGCUGUUAAUAGGAAUUACUACUGUAUCACAUGAGGAUAAACACAUUUAUUUAGUCUGACAUUUUAUUCAUUAGGUAAUGUGCUUCAAUGAACGGUUCUUCGUCCAUUUUAGAAAUCCAGUCAGCUAAUUUGUGGAUUGUAGUGUGUCUAGAAUGAGGUUAUUUAGAUUUUUCGUUAUUAUGUGUAUUGUUGAAAUCUCAAUGAAUCACAUCGCUUAAUAGAUGGACAUUACAUUUUAUGCUUCUAAAUGGGACGUGUAGUGAUUUUGUGAAAAAAUAAGACUGUUCAUCAAAGUUUGACAUUUUAAAAAAAUCAUUGUUGGCUAAAAAUUGCCCCUACUUGCUCAUCUUCACUAUGUUAGCGUUUGAUUAAUGUAAAGUAUAAAACAGGUUGAAUCUGGGAUUAUUUACUAGCAGGCCGUCAUUGUCCUGGAAUACUGAUUACCUGAAGAAUUUAACGAAAUAAAUUAAAACGUGAUUCAGAUAAGCCAAUUCUGCUUUUUUUCUUUAAAAAAGUACCUGCAGGACGAAUAAAAUGAUGGAAACAGACUCGUUAUGUGAUUCUGGGGGUGCAAGUGUUAUAUAAAAUUGCACCCACCAGCGAGUCCUGCUCAGGAAAGGUCAGGGUGUUGCGAUUUGAUUUAUGUUUUCGGUGUGCUGGGACAGCCGUGCGAAUGCAAUCUGCUUUAACGAAUGCUUUACUUAUUUUUAUAUAUGACAAAUCACAGUGGCAAUUAUUGAUAGCCGGAUCAGUACCCGACUGAAACUCUACCAAUCGCGCAAAAUAAAAUCAGAUCAGAAGGGGUGGCGUGGGGAGUGGAUUAAAAAAAAGACACUGUAAAUAAUUAAAGUAAUUUCCUGUCCUACAUAAUCGGCCCGUCGCCACACAUAUCUAAAUGCAAUAUAUGUAAUUGACGAUAUCACUAUUUCAUGAGCUGAUAUAUUUCGAAAUGUACAAUACCGGUGAAAUUAACGUUGUUGGAGUUGGUAUUUUCGUCCUUGCUGACUUUGAACUCUUCUUUCGGUCUCUCUAUUUAAUUUUUUUGCAUUAUAUCGGCAGUGUUUAGUGUCGCCCCACUCCAUCCAGCCGGCCCAAAGUUGAAUGCAAACACUGGGCAAAGAAUUUUGACUAUAUUCUAAACAACAAUUCUACAGCCAGAUACUUUUCAGCGAGACUGACGAACUUUCGCGACUGGACGCAGGGAGAGCCGACAGUUUCGAAUGGCGUAAACCGUUUCUGAUCCAGAAUUUUAGUUCGCUGUACCCAGCAAGUUCCCGAUGAUGUUGGACGACACCCUCACGUAAACCGGGCACUUUCACUUUCUAUCCAGCUGCUUCUUAAUUAAAUCUCACUGAACUAGCCUAGGUUAUAAUCAGUAUUUUUAAAAAAAAAUCCAGCUUUCGUGACGUUACUUAAUGCCACCUUCCUACGAUCGCCAGAGAAAGAGGGAAAAAGUUAAACUCAGCACUUUAAGAAAGUGCAAGGGCUGUUCAUUGACAAUAAAGCACUUCACUACAGAUAGAACAUCGAGCGGCUUACUUGAAAAGUUGCAAACGAGUGAAUUUUUGUCCCUAUCUUCCCUCCUACGCUGUUUGGCUUCCCCUUUCAUGCAGUUGCAUCGCAAUAAGCGAUAGGAGCAAGUGUUUUCACUUUAGUGCUCUGUUUACAGCCUUAGUGCAUGAAGUCAUAAAUCUUACGUAGCCAUAAACGACAGAAGCAUUGGUAUGCAUUAGGGGUGACUAUAGCUCCUUCAAUUCUCGCCUCUUUUGCCUCGGUUUUGCUUCCCUUGCGUAACUUUUCGCUCCUAUGUCUGAAACACUUUUACUUCAGCAUUGUUAGCACCUUUACUUCAUUGAAUUGGGAAGAAAAAAUGGGCCCUGCUUUAAAACCAAUUGAACCUGUUUGAAACGAGGUUGUAUUUUCAUCCUGGUGCCAUAUUUCCUCCGCACUAUUCUCAAGCUGUACUUCAAACAAAGCCUUUUCUUUACAACAAGGUGUUAAUAAAAGUUAGUACAGCGCUAUCAACGCGGAAGAUUAAACGCAUACUCGAAUAGUGUAUUCUUUUAUUUUGUGUCAAUAUCAAUAUUAUUAAAACGCUAUUUGUUUCAAAGGGUGAGAUUUUGAUUCAAGUUAUGAUUAUAAAGAUUCAAUGAUUGCCAAACCAGUGUGCUUGUGUCCUCCGCGUUGGUUAAUUUGCAUAAUUUUCACUUGUGACGCUAUGUUUCGGGGGAGUUUACUCAGCCUGUCUGUUCAGUACCGCCAGGCAGCAAACUUAAAAUCCGCGCUUGGACCCUACAAUAUUCAUAAGCAACAUACCCCAUUUCUUUGGUAUUAGAUAAGAGAAGCCAGGAAAACUGAUAGUAGUCUUAUCUCCCUGACCAGGGCACGCUACCAUAAUCACAGGGCUGUCCAUCCAAAAGCUAGAGUCUGCUCGCCUGUUCUUUGCCGCUCUACCAUUUUCCCUUCCCCAUUUGUCGUUGUCGUCAAUCAGUGAUUUUCAGCGUGUAAGAGUAAACUGUUUGCCUUCAUUCUACUUAAUUUGGAAGUUUUGAAACUCCUGCUUAUCGAUUUCCCUGGUGAAUCUGCAAAUAUUGUGCCGUGGUCUGCGUCUAUCGUCAGAGACUAAGGUAAGCUGGACACAAAUAGGCUAUCACUGGUGAAUGGCGGAGUUUAUGUCCCAGUGAUUUAUGACCAUAUGACUUAAAUCUCGGUUCAAGAAGAGUUCACAUGGUAUAGCUUCCUUUCAUAUCCUGGCUGAUACCCGUAGGCUGAGAAUUCAAAUCUUUUAAUUCUACUUUCUGUUUCUCCUGCACCGCUGAUAUUGUUGUCUACAUUUUUCCAAGUUUUGUGAAUAUAUUGCAGCCUACUGUCUCGCCUGAGGCAUCUAUACACAUACACCUAGAAGCAUUUGCUAUUGCUCUGGUAGAAUCUGAGCUUCAGUGCUUGCUUUUCAACUUUUUUUUUCUUUUACCCUGCUUACCCUGGUAGUGUGGUGAAGAAUGCUGAAAGCUGUUUAUAGAGGCAAUUGUAUGUGCAGAUACAUAUCUCUGCCAGGGUUAGCUGGAUAAAUAGUCGGACAAGGUUCACAUUAAAGAGACACAAAUCAAAAGUUUGUCAUUACUCCAUUUCACUCCAAUAGAGAAAGAGGUUGUUUUCUGCUUUGUUGUUUGACUGGCAGCGAGGGUAGCAUUUAUGUGAGAGUUACAUAGCGUCUUUGAAAUAUAAUGUGUCAGUUUACAGUCACAAAGCUUUUCCGUGUUGAAACAUAUAGAGAGAAUAGGAACAGUACACGAGCGAUACUUUCAAAAACGACGGGAGCAGUGAAGAAAUAGGUUCACGAAAUACUGAGUCGUAGUUGCAUAGGAUGAGAUGCUUUUGUACAGGUGAGCAAGCUUGUAUUUGCUGUUCAGAAAAAAAUGGCGGAGACCCCUUAAGUCUGAGGAAGUACAGGAAAAUUUUGAUGUGUGGGCACCGAUUAUGAAAGAUUGCCAAUAACUCUUUUCACCAUACGAGGAGCAAACCACCGCAUUUUCCCCUCACAGUUUAUACUUGCGUGCUUGAGAACGAAUACUGAUAAUAUAGCAAGAAUAUUUCAAACUUAAAUAAAUUAGUGACAACUCUUUUAUAAGUGAAACCCAUAAUCAAUAACUUGUGUGAUACAGUCCUCGACAAUAGGAAUCACCUCCUUAAACCAAACCAGAGGCCUAUGGCUUCAGGCGCAGCACUUGUCAGUUGGCUGCUAACCACGCUUUUUAAAAAUAACGUUUUCAACUUUACAAAAUGCUUCGGGAGCAUUCAGUGCUCCAACUCACAACAAUGGCAGACUAUUCAGUUUAGGGACGGAACAGUGCAAAGAUUUUUCAAAAGCACUUUCGUUGUUUCAAACGUUCAGUCCCAGAAGCACCAAAAUGCAAUUUUAAAGCUACGCUUAAUACCAUUCAGCCCUACUAUACCGACCACGUCAGGUUGACUUUCUCUUGUAGCUCUAACCACUACAAUUGCUUUGAAGACAGCUCCAAGUUCACGUCAUAUUCAAUCGAAUGUUGUGAAAUGCAUUUUAUAGAAACUUAAGCAUGUAUGUUGGCCAACAAUUGAACAUAACACGCGGAAACUUAUUUUUUUAAUGACCAGGUUUAAAACGUGCAGUGAAGCCCUAUUCACCCGGAGUUUGAACUAUUUUCCUAUCAGCCCCACAAAAUGGAUGGGCUCGCUUUACUAGUGCCUCCUCCUUUGUAUGAGUGCGGCGGCAGCGAAGAAAGGCCUAGCAAACAAUGGUGUGCUCGCCUAGGCCAUAUAUCUUAUUUAAAAUAAAGAAAAAUCUCCUAAUGGCAAUCGAUCUCUAGUUAUCUUAACUGGCUUAAAAGCGUACAUCCGUGACAAAAUAUUGAAUUUUUUUUGUAAAUGAAACAAAGAUCUAUAGGCCCAAGGUGAGCUAUGUACCUCCGAUGCGAAAAUAAUUCUGUUUUGUCCAUUUAACUAAUUUAAUUCAUGGGCGACGCACAUUAAACUACUCUUUAAAAGAGAUAUCAGAUUUGUAUUUUUUAAAGAUGAAAAUUAAAUGACCUGUGUAAAUAGAAUAGUGUUAAAUUUGCUGCCGGUUUGUCAUGAUGCUGGCGCUUUCUGUGGAUUGGGCGCUCAACUUUUCCCCCAGCCCAGUGACCCCAAUACAUCAAAUUAAGAGUAGUUUCAGAGACAGAGCCUAUUAUCGUUUGGUUGGAAGAAAAGUUCACACCGUGGUCAUGCAGAAGGACGCCAGUUUUUCAGGUUCCUGCUCCCUUCCCGAUCCAUCAUGCUUUUAGCAGGUAGAAUUCAAACAUUAAAAGAACGCUUGGAAAUUUCCGCCAGACCAAAUGGUGACCUGCUAAAAGUGGAACCAACAAAAAGCAAGACAUUUCUGCCUGCCACUGUGGGUAAAUCUGGGGUGCAAAAGCGAACACAAAUUUAAAUGCCAUGAUGUCAGCCAUAGUGCACUUAAUGUAGUGUUUGUUCCACGUCCCCGGUGAGAAAAGCGAAAACAGUAUGUUAAAACGAGGCGCUCCUCUGUAGACACAGUUUCAUUACAACACCAGCGGUGUCUAUUACAGGAGAGGAAUGUACAAAUGCACGUUAACACAACCAUUCAGACAGCGGAAACAUCUGUAAAUACCUUUCUUUUAAUACUUUUUAAACAAUAGAGUUUAAACACAGCGCACAACGCUAAUCAUUUGAAUCAAAGUAAACGCAUACAUAGAGCUUAAAUAUAUUGUGUUUCCAUGCAGAGUUUUAACUGCUAAAGUUGGUUUGUUUCGUUUUCACUUUUAAACAAAUCAUUAACUCAUCACAGUGGCCUAAAAUUUCACCGUAUUAUGUCAGCUUGAGUAGUAACAAAUCACAUAUUUAUAAUUGAGUCUUGUUUUGCACAUAUAUACAUAAUGCAAGGUUUUAACGUUCUCUAAACGUUGGCUUGAAAAAAAGUCUUUAUACACAAGUAGUGGUUCUUCUUUUCAACUACCUAAGAAGAAGGCUGUCCUUGGUUGAACCUACCGAAAUCCAUGUUUCAUAUGAACCUUUAUGUAGGAUUAUAUUUCCUCGAUGAGACAAAAUAAAGUCAAAGGCUGGACUCUGCAGCUAUCGAUCGUUUGCCGCACAACCACACUGAGCAGUUACUGCUGAGAGUCAGUUUUAAACCAUUGUUACACGUAGGUUGCCCAGGGCUAAAGCCGUGUGACCAAAUAUUACCACACACUUUUUAUGGCUUUUCAUGUCAGUUGCUAUUGAGAGUAAGAUGGAUUUGUACUAUUUCGCCAUUAUGGUUUUGUCUCUUGUAACCCCAGGUCUACCCGAAGAGGCCAUUGGAAGAAGAGAGUCACGUGACACAGGGUGCCAAUGUUAUUCUAUAAGGGUGUCAAGACCCUGUCAUUUUGCGAAAUAAAUAUUGGGAAACAACGAGAUGCAAAAGGCGACAUACUACGACAGCUCUGCAAUUUUCGGAGGUUACACAUACCAAGGAGCAAAUGGUUUUAACUACAAUGCCAAUCAACAACAAUAUCCUCCUUCUUCCCAUGUGGAAAAUGACUAUCAUCGGCCAGCCUGUUCUCUGCAGUCACCGGCUAACACUGUUCCCCAUCACAAACCCAACGAUAUCAAUGAAAGUUGCAUGCGAACCAAUGCCAGCCAACCGAGCCACCACCCAGUCAUUGCAGAGCAGCAGCAACAGAAGCAGCCACCACCUCCUCCACCACCACCACCACCAUCUGUCUCACCACCCCAGAAUACCAGCAACAGCUCGACCCAGGCCAGCACAAACAAAAAUCCUACACUUACCUCACAAACCACCAUCAGUAAACAAAUAUUCCCCUGGAUGAAAGAGUCGCGCCAAAACGCCAAGCAAAAAACCAGCAGUUCCAGUUCAGUUGAAAGUUCAGCUGGUGAAAAGAGUCCUCCAGGUCCAGCCUCCAAGAGGGCACGCACAGCAUACACCAGUGCCCAACUGGUUGAACUGGAGAAGGAGUUUCACUUUAACCGCUACCUUUGUAGGCCAAGGAGGGUUGAAAUGGCCAACCUCUUAAACCUCACUGAAAGACAGAUUAAAAUCUGGUUCCAAAAUCGGAGAAUGAAGUACAAAAAGGAUCAGAAAGCGAAAGGCAUGCUAACUUCUUCAGGUGGACAGUCACCCUGCAGAAGCCCCAUUCCCCCAUCUGCUGCCGGAGGAUAUGUAAACUCGAUGCAUUCCUUGACAACCAGUGCUCCAUAUGAUCCCCACUCGCCUACAUCCUUCAAUAAACCUCAUCAAAACACCUAUGCUAUUCCUACGUCUUAUCCAGGGCCCCUCAACAAUUGCCCACCUCCACAGAAGAGGUAUGCUGGGACAGCCACUGUGACACCUGAGUACGAUACGCAUCCUCUUCAAGGUAAUUCUGGCUAUGGAACUCCUCAUUUACAGGGUAGCCCAGUCUAUGUUGGAGGAAAUUUUGUGGAAUCCAUGCCAAGCUCUGGGCCUUCCCUUUUCAGCCUAACUCACCUCGGUCAUCCUCCCUCUGGAAAUAUGGACUAUAACAGUGCAGGGCCAAUGACAAGCAACCAUCACCAUGGACCUUGCGACCCACAUCCCACGUACACAGACCUUUCUUCACACCAUCCGUCUCAGGGAAGAAUUCAGGAAGCACCCAAGCUGACCCAUCUGUAGUGGACCAGUUAGCUCCUGGUGGACUAUCAACUUUCUCAUGGUUUUAUAUCAUAUUAUCUAUGAUUACAUCCCUCUUCCACCCUUUCCUUUUUGCUUCAGUACCAACUCUUAUAGUUUACAAGUAAUGUACCUAAUGACAACCAAUCUUUGCUUGCGUUACUCUGUCUCUGGUUAGUGGUUGUUCUUUUCAUGGACUCCAGCCUUAACAUUCAGUAGUAGAAGUGAAGUACUAAGGCUUACAGAACUUUGCAUAUAUAAUCUUCUACUUUAUGGAACAGGGUAUAUGAACAAAUUUUCUAAAAAAAAUACUUAAACGUGAAUUUGUUCGUGCUUUAUUUUUCCUUGCGAGGAACGGUAAAAUGGUUUAUAUUGCACUUCUUUACAUUGAAUGGUUAAACAAGAUCAAAGCGCUUGUACAGGGUCUCCCUGGGCAAAUAAGAGUUCUUGUCCAUCUUUCAGUAUGUGUGUAUGCUGGUGAACAUUCAAAUUUAUUUAUUUGCUCUUGCAAAGGAGAAUAUUCUAAGUGUUUAAAAUAUUAUUUAUCCCCAUUGACGCAUAUUUAUAAAUAGAACUGUACAUUGACUAUUUACUUUGUUCUGUUCAGCCUUGUGUUUUAAGUCAUGGUAAAUAUAUGUUUUUUUUAAUUCAUGUAAGAUACACAGAAAAGUAGUUUUCUGUUAGUAAUGUAUUCUUGAAAAAACGCAAUUUGGUCAAUUGUGGGAAUAACGCCAAGAAAAAGGGACUUAGUCUGUAACUGUAGUAUUCUUAAAAUGGAACACAAAAUUGCUGCAAUUUUGUUUUAGGUAUGCAUUCCAUGCUGCAAAUGAGAUAUCCGUUGAACAGCUAGUUCUGACGAAUAAAUUUUUUUGUCAGCAA